AUGAAAGUGAACAACGAUUCUGCAGAUAAUUUACAAAAUAGGCUGAAAUUGAAUGAAAUAGAGAAAUGGUUUGAUGAGGAGAUGCCCGUCGUUUCAAUAAUCAAUGAAAUCAAUACAUACGACAAGUGUUUGAAUGAAAUAGAAAUGAAUUGUUUGGCAGAACUUCUGAAUGCGACCCAAAAGAUCAGGGAUCCGGUCAGCAAAAUAACAUGUUUGGCCACUAAACAUCCAGAGGUGCGACACACUAUGGCAGUGAAAUGGGAACAGGAGAUCAGACGGCUUGCGCUGAUGUGCAGACAUUUGAGUGCAUUCACCGGUAUCUGCAAUGAGGACCGGAUGUCCCUCUUGAAGACCGGUUACCGCGAGAUAAUAGCUUUGCGUUCACUCAUUGCUUAUAAUACUGAUCAUCGAUACUGGGCUGUAGUUUUGGAUUCAAACAAUACAACUAUCCUUAAAAUGGAAACAUUUAAAAUGAUUGACGAAAAUCUGUUUGAAAUUCAUAAGCAGUUCUUCACAAAAUUUGGCGGCGAAUGGGAUUUUGAUACAAUUAUUUUAGACCUGCCAUCGCACUGUUUACACCACAUCGGCCCGACUUUUAAAGGCCUUAACUUCGGUGCCAUAACCUGUGAAUCGUGCCGAACCUUCUUUAGGAGGAGUGCCACCAGAGCUCAGGAAUAUGUGUGCUUUUUCAAUAACAAGUGUAUAGUAAACCAAUUGACACGAAAAUUCUGUAAAAAGUGUAGAAUCGAGAAAUGCUUUACAAUGGGAAUGAGAAAAUAUUAA
This is a messenger RNA of Oppiella nova, 783 nucleotides long. NCBI's taxonomy places the organism in Eukaryota, Metazoa, Arthropoda, Arachnida, Sarcoptiformes, Oppiidae. The record is from the annotation of a GenBank genome assembly.